Molecule: messenger RNA, 717 nt
Organism: Trematomus bernacchii (emerald rockcod)
Lineage: Eukaryota; Metazoa; Chordata; Actinopteri; Perciformes; Nototheniidae
Exons: 7
Coding region: 1-717 (238 amino acids)
Source: RefSeq, a predicted model, not a curated record
AUGAAACGUCAGCUUUUGGUAAAAACUAUCCGAUGGAGUCAGCGCUCCAGAGGUUCCACCAUCAGAAUGUCCGAAGUGAACAGAGACAUCGCUGGGAGGCAAUCCAGUGACGAUGAAGUAGAGAUGGCUGCAGACGACGAAGGAACAGAUCAACAACAUGAAAUGGCUGACCACCUGUCUGGAGGGUCAUCAGAGGACGGAGGGGAAGAUCCAAACCAUGAAAUGAACUCUGACCGAGGCACAAACACUUCAGAUGAAAGUGCAGGCGAAGAUGUAAUGAAUGAAGAUAGAGCUAACUCAGUUCCAUCUGGUGACGACACUCCCGAAGAUCCAAUGGAGCAUGUAUUUGACCCUACCUUCAAUGGUGAGAAGAAGAUCUAUGCUGGUUCUUCAGUUACCAUGGCAGCUCUCCUUCUUCUUCUCAUGGCUUUUAUCCUGAAGCAUGGCCUGUCAAAAGCAGCGACCAAACACCUCCUCGAGCUCCUAAACUUUGUGGUGCCCGGAUGUGUGCCAAAGUCAGUGUGGUAUUUAGAGAAAUACUUUCUUGAUUAUAAUGACAAAACAGAAAUUCAUUUUUACUGUCCCAGAUGUGCAAACUACCUCGGUGUUGAACCAGGUAAUGAGUGUGGGGUGUGCCAGCAGACUGCAGACUGCGCCGCUCUGCACCUUGUCACCCUCCCCACCCACCACCACCAGCACCACCUCUUCCAAUCUUGA